Messenger RNA from Pezoporus flaviventris, 4428 nucleotides. It is a transcript of the gene SYT13, whose product is annotated as synaptotagmin 13. The transcript is spliced from 6 exons. NCBI's taxonomy places the organism in Eukaryota, Metazoa, Chordata, Aves, Psittaciformes, Psittacidae. The record is from RefSeq and is a predicted model, not a curated record. The coding region runs from base 376 to 1671 and encodes 431 amino acids. Gene Ontology annotation, biological process: regulation of calcium ion-dependent exocytosis; regulation of dopamine secretion; cellular response to calcium ion. Gene Ontology annotation, molecular function: clathrin binding; syntaxin binding; calcium ion binding.
UGCUGACGUCUUUCCUCUCUAUCACACAUCAGACUUUUCCCAGUGGAGCUGGAGAACAGGCUUCAAUGAAAACUGCCUGUUUGCAGCUAUAUGGAGAUUGCAGGCACCACAAUCACUAUUUCCUCUACCUGACCUGGAGCAGAAACUCCAUCAUUAGGAUAGAAAGGUAGCCUUGUUGCCUAGCAAAGGUGGGAUGAUUUAUCUCUGUCUCUAGAUUGGUCCCUUUUUCACUGCUGCACAAGAGAAUUGUUUUCAGACUUUCAAGGAGAAUGAAGCCAGGAUAGAAAUCAAAGUGGAUGUGAGAGAGCUGCUAUCCCAGGGAGGAGAAGGAGUCACAGGGUUUCUGUGCUUUCUGUUCCUGUGCAGCCCAGGACAAUGGUUUUAUCUGCCCCAGUGAUAGCCCUGGGGGCUACCUUAGGGACUGCAACUAGCAUCCUUGCCCUCUGCGGUCUCACCUGCCUCUGCAAAUGCAAGCAACCUGGGAAAGGACUCUCAGAAAAGGACCAAGAGGAGGACACGGAAAAUACUAAGCCCAGUGUGCUUCAGCCAGUCCAGCAAUUCAACGUUAAGAAAACGGCAGAGCCAGUCCAGCCUCGAGCACUCCUGAAGUUUCCCAACAUUUAUGGCCCCAAACCCAUAGUAACUUCACCUGAAAUUGUUAACUACACGCAGUACUCCCUGAAGACAACAGAAGAACCAGCUACUGGAAAACAGGCUGGUUUGGAUGAGAACAGGAUGAAGAUCCAAGUCAAUGAAGAGCUGUUUGUUCUCCCACAAAACGUUGCAGGUGUAGUAAAGGAUGUGUGUGUCACGGAGCACUUGAACCCCGAGAGGGCAGCCAGCUGUAACCAGGCCCCUGAGCUGCGCUACUCCCUGCUGUAUGAUCAAGAAAGAGCUGAGCUGCGUGUGGCCCUUCUGGAAGCUAUGCAUGGCAGAAUGAGUGGGGACCAAGAUGCUGGCUGCCAUUGCUACGUACUGGGUACGCUGGUGAGCAAAUCUGGCACUGCUGAAGCCCAAACAGAGCUGAAGAAGAAGGUGCUUCACACCCUCUGGGAGGAGGUCCUGCGAUUCCCAUUAACAGAGGAGGAGAUGCCGGAGGGGACAUUGACUCUCACCCUGAGAAACUGCGACAAGUUCUCCAGACACAGCAUUGUGGGGGAACUCAAACUGAGCCUUGCUAACAUGGAGGAGUCCUUUGGGACAGCCCAAUGGGAAAGGCUAAAGAUCCCAGAGAAGGAGCCAUCUACGGGCCAUGGGGAGGUCCUGCUCUCCAUCAGCUACCUGCCAGCAGCGAACCGCCUGCUGGUGGUGAUCAUCAAGGCUAAAAACCUCCAUUCCAAGCAGCUGAAAGAUCUACUUGGCAAUGAUGUUUCUGUCAAGGUGACACUGAGGCAUCAGUCCUUGAAGCUGAAGAAGAAGCAGACCAAACGUGCAAAGCACAAGAUCAACCCUGUGUGGAACGAGAUGAUCAUGUUCGAGGUGCCUCAAGAGCUCCUGCGUGCCUCCAGUGUGGAGCUGGAAAUGCUGAGCCAGGUUGGUGCUGGGCAGAGCCACGUGCUUGGCAAGUGCAGCCUGGGCUUACAUGCCACGGGCACAGAGAGGAGCCAUUGGGAAGAAAUGCUGAGGAACCCCAGGAGACAGAUCGCCAUGUGGCACCAGCUCCACAUGUAGGCUCCUGGUGAUUCCUGCCUCUGAGCCUGGGCGAAUAAGCUGCAUUUCACCUUCCCCUCCACAAAGCUUACCAGCACAGCAUCCUUCUUAUACCCCCUUGUCUGAUUUUCCUGCCUCAUCCUAGCCAGGGAGACUGCCUGGAAAAUGUAUUUAAAGGACAAUGUCUCAUCUGAUCAAGUGGUUCUCUCAAACAAGGGGGUUGGCUGCCUGGAUGAUUUGAAUUAAUUCCCACUGUCAUCUGUGUGAGGUCCUUGUUUCUGUAGAGGAGUAAAGGUAUCAUGGAAAUGUAAGAUCAUCCUUGGCAUCUGGCUCUGUCACUCAAGUCCUUGAUGAGUGCUGGCUCCAUAAUCACAAACAUGUGGCGGAUGUUUUACCAGUCAUUAUUUUCCGUAAUACUUUAUAAGACUGUGAGAAAUGCAGAUCACAGAAGUGACUUUCACUGCAGACAUGAAGUAUCAAUAUGAAAGAGAGUGAAGAAGAUGUGCAAUAAAUGGGUAUCUAGAACUAAGAGAGAAAACAGAGGAAGAAGAGAGUGAGACAGUCAACACUAUCAUCCUAUGUAGCCUUUGAAGCAAACACUGCCAAACAAGAAGUCAAAUACCUUCAUGUACUUUUGUUUCCUGGAGUGUUUGAUAUUUAGGAUUCAUGAAAACCACUGAAAAUGUGAAUGUUUCAGGAUCCUUCAGCACAAUACCUAUAUCUUCUAUCUUUCCACACCGUCACGCAGGAAGACCCUAAACACAGACAAGAAGUCACCUCCAAAAACCUGGACCAAAUCUUUCUGCUUACUGCCAUGUUUUCUGUUUGUUUUUUUUUCUGAGCUAGGAAAUUUCAAAUACUUUUAUUCCAGGCAACAUUUAAGACGAGGGAAGAGAAAUGAGAUCAUUUCAUACCUUAGCAGUGGAUUGACGGUUUUGGUUUGACAGUUAACUAUUGCACCCAAAUCCUCAUACCAGCCUUACUCAAAACCAACCCUUAAGAACUGCCAUGUAUUUCAUCACUUCCAGACAGAAGGAAUUCACUGACCAGACAGACUCCCCAAGGCUUGUUUUUUUGUGUGUGCACAUUCAAGACUUGAUGUAGCUUAAAUGUUACUGUUUACUGUCCUUUUGUGUCUCGAUGGCCUGAAAGUCUGGCGUUGGCAGUGAUGAUGUUAUGACCCCAUAAGCACACUGCUUGUCCUACCACUUCAUUUAAAGGAGUAGACAACAGCUUUAAAGGACUUCAACUGGGACAAGGCACUCAACAGUCUGAAAACAGAACCAUGUAGUUUGUAGCACUGAAAAACUCAGAGAACUUCAUAUUUGCAGGGUCAACUUGAUCCUCUGUUCAAUUCAGAAUAUAAGCUAAGCUUUAUCUAGUACCCAUCCCAUUUUGAUGGCUUAGUCAAACAAGUCUAGCGCAUGCUGCUAUCCUGGUGGCAAAGGGAAAACACCAAAACCAGUGCCUGAAAACUGACUGAAGUGACAGCACAGUUACAAACAGGGCAAGGAAGCUCAACUGGAAGCCAGUCACUAAGUGGUGACUGGAGCUGGUAGUGGGGAUGGCACUGCUUAGCAUCUUCUUAAAUGACCUGGACAACAGGGCUGAGUAUGCCCUCAACAAGUUUGCAGAUGGUGCAACACUGAGAGUAGUGGUUCAUACACCAGGCAGUUGUGCUGCCAUUCAGAGCCAUGUGGAGAGGCUGGAGAAAUGGUCUGACAGGACCUUCCUGAAGUUCAACAAGAAGAGCUAAGUCCUGCACCUGCAGAAGAACAACCGCAUGAACCAGUGCGGGGCUGGAGCUGACCAUCUGGAAAGCAGCUUCCUAGGAAAGGACCUGAGCAUUCUGUUGAACAUGACCCAGCAAUGCGCUCUUGCAGCAAAGAAGGUCAAUAGUGUCUUGGUCUGCAACAGGAAAAGCAUUGUGAGCAGGUCAAAGGGGUGAUCCUCCCUACUCAGCUCUGGUGAGGGCACAUCUGGAGUGCUGCAUCUACUUCAGAGCUCCCCGGUGCAAGAAAGAUAUGGACUUACUGGAGAGAGUGCAGCAAACGGCCAUGAAGAUGAUGAAGGGACUGGAGCACCUUCUGCAUGAGGAGAGUUUGAGAGAGCUGGGUCUGUUCAGCCUGGUCAAAAGAAACACUGGGGGGAGCUUAGCAAUAUAUAUAAAUACCUGAUCUAGGAGAAGACUCUUCAGUGCUGUCCAGUAACAGGACAAGAGGCAAGGGCACAAAUUGCAAUAAAGGAAAUUCCAUUUGAACACAUGAUAAAAACAAAGAAAAAUUAUUCUGAGGAUGGCCAAACACUGGAACAAGUUGUCAAGAGAGGAUGUUGUGAGUUUCCAUCCUUGGAAACAAAACUUGAUGGGAUACAACACUGAACCACCAGAUCUAGUUUACCCCUCUGGGUUUGGACAAGAUGAUCUCCAGAGGUGUUUUCCAUCCUCGGCGAUGCUGUGGUUCUGUGAAGAGACUGACAAGGUUGAUGCACACUGAAAAGUCUGUUACCCUCUGUAGGUAAAACUGCUCUUCCCUUUAAAGCUGGUGGAGCCAGGAGUUACAGGAUCAUUUUAGAGAGUGAUAGAAACAGCUCCGAUCAGCCAACCAAACAGACAAGCUAAGUACGCCAAUGGACCUUAGAGCUAAUGUUUCAAUCUCUGGUAUUGCUCCACUGGCUAGAGGGGAAUUAAACAAGAAAUAAUUGACUUCUUGUUUUGCUCUGUGGGGCUUUGUUUAUUAACUGAAAGCUGUAGGAUGCUGCAAGCAAAGUAGACACAGG